CUUCCACAUCCCUAUCAUGGAGGCUGUGUACCUGGUAGUGAAUGGGAUGGGCCUGGUGCUGGACCUGCUGACCUUCGUGUUGGACCUCAACUUCCUGCUGGUGUCCUCCCUUCUGGCUUCCCUGGCGUGGCUGCUGGCCUUCAUCUAUAACCUGCCACACACGGUACUGACUAGUCUUCUGCACUUGGGCCGCGGAGUCCUGCUUUCACUGCUGGCCUUGAUUGAAGCCUUGGUCCGGUUCACCUUUGGGGGCUUGCAGGCCUUGUGUACCUUGCUGUACAGCUGCUGCUCCGGACUGGAGAGCCUAAAGCUUCUGGGGCACCUGGCCUCUCACGGGGCGCUGAGGAGCCGGGAGAUACUGCACCGAGGUGUCCUCAAUGUGGUCUCCAAUGGCCAUGCUCUGCUGCGCCAGGCCUGUGACAUCUGUGCCAUCGCCAUGAGCCUGGUGGCCUAUGUGGUCAACAGCCUGGUCAACAUCUGCCUCAUUGGCACUCAGAACCUCUUCUCCCUGGUGCUGGCUCUUUGGGAUGCAGUGAUGGGGCCACUGUGGAGGAUGACGGAUGUGGUGGCCGCCUUCCUAGCACAUAUUUCCAGCAGUGCUGUGGCCAUGGCCAUCCUUCUCUGGACCCCCUGCCAGCUAGCCCUGGAGCUCCUUGCCUCAGCUGCCCGCCUCCUGGCCAGCUUUGUGCUCGUCAAUCUCACUGGCCUGGUGCUGCUGGCUUGCAUGCUGGCAGUGACGGUGACUGUGUUGCACCCCGACCUCAUCCUGAGGCUGGCUACCCAGGUACUCAGUCAGCUCCAUGCCUGGCCAUCCUACCAUCGGCUCCGUGAGGAUGUUGUGCGGCUCUCUCGCCUAGUACUGGGCCUGGAGGCCUGGCGUCGAGUCUGGAGCCGCAGCCUGCAGCUGGCAAGCUGGCCAAACCGAGGAGGGGCACCUGGGGCCCCUCAAGGUGGCCCUAGGAGGGUGCCCUCAGCCAGGACCUGGCGCCAGGACCCUCUUCCUGAAGCAGGGCCCAGAUCUGAGGCUGAAGAGGAGUUGGUCAGGUUGGCCAGAGCGACAACUGCCCGGGGCCGGGAGAGGCUCAAUGAGGAGGAGCCUGUAGCUGGGCAAGACCCGUGGAAGUUGCUGAAGGAGCAAGAGGAGCGGAAGAAAUGUGUCAUCUGCCAGGACCAGAGCAAGACGGUGCUGCUUCUGCCCUGUCGACACCUGUGCCUGUGCCAGGCCUGCACGGAAAUCCUGAUGCGCCACCCCAUCUACCACCGCAACUGCCCGCUCUGCCGCCGGGGCAUUCUGCAGACCCUCAACGUCUACCUCUGAAGACCCCCUCCCUGCCUGUCCAUCGUCCAUGCUCCAUGCAGCCACCUGUACCAGGACAGCAUUAACACCUGACCUCUGGUUUCUGGCCUGAAUCCCUUCCUGCCCCCAUAGCUGCCAUGCCAAGCCUCCAAGCCAUAGAUCCAGGACAUUGAGGUGGGAUAUUCUGGAAGAGUGACGGGUGGGGGCAGGGCAACAGCUUUUCCUAACCCAGUGGGUCCUGUGAUGAGUGUCCCACUGUGUAAGGCCCUGAGACUGUUCACUGUGGACCCCCGUCCAGCCUGCCAGGGCCCACCCAAAUGCCAGCUUCCAGGGCUCGCUCUCUGCUUUGGGUUUUUCUGUUGGGGGUUUGCAAGUCUUCUCCCUGCUCCCUCCCCACUUCUUCCCCAGCUUCUGCAGCCACAACACAUUAGUGUUACUUGGGUGUUUUAGCAGCUUGGGCCUUAGAAUUAUCUGGAACCUUUGCUUUCAGCCCAAGCGCCUGUGCUGGUAGGCUUUGGGGGUGGUAUCAUUCAGGUGCCCUAAAGCUGCCACUUUUACCUGUCAUGAUCUUAGGAGGCUCUCUCCCAGCCUGCUCCGACAGCUGGCCUACGAGGGUCUGCCUCUGGGCAGGUGGGGCGGGGUGCCCCUAGCUUUGGGACCAUGUAGCCUCUGGCACACCAGCUCCCCUGGGAGCCUCAGGAGGGAUCACCAGACUUCUACCCAUAACCCUUUCGCUCCCCACAGCAGAGAAAUGACAUUCCCCUUCUGUUUGUCUCCCCUGGCCUUGGGGAAGGCAGACGGCACAUUUCACUAGGGACCAGAUACACAAGGGGCCAGCGUCUAGGGGCAUGCAGCUCCCUGAGGGGUCUGUCUGGCCCAGUUUCCAGUAAAUAAAGUUCCGUCAACAGCA
Molecule: messenger RNA, 2207 nt
Organism: Manis pentadactyla (Chinese pangolin)
Lineage: Eukaryota; Metazoa; Chordata; Mammalia; Pholidota; Manidae
Gene: RNF26
Product: ring finger protein 26
Exons: 1
Coding region: 17-1318 (433 amino acids)
Biological process (GO): ubiquitin-dependent protein catabolic process; protein ubiquitination
Molecular function (GO): ubiquitin protein ligase activity
Source: RefSeq, a predicted model, not a curated record